Messenger RNA from Aspergillus tanneri, 345 nucleotides. RefSeq lists its product as uncharacterized. The transcript has 2 exons. The coding region runs from base 1 to 345 and encodes 114 amino acids. The record is from RefSeq and is a predicted model, not a curated record. Lineage: Eukaryota; Fungi; Ascomycota; Eurotiomycetes; Eurotiales; Aspergillaceae.
AUGGAACAGCAGAACCAGGAUCCGUCACACAACUCGGGGCAAAGUCCUAGUCAUAUUCUUCGUGAGAACCAUUCCCAGAACACGGGUGAAGACCGAAACGGCACCUCUUCAAUUCCUGAAAGAUAUACUGAAGACCCCGACUACUACAAAAACUUCCUCGAUCAACUUCUAAGCUUGGUUUGCAAUAGGGACCAAGCUACUGUAUCGCGAAUGGUCUCUAUCAUCCGUUCUGGUGCCUCACACCUGGAGAUUCUUGCAGCCAUGUCUCAAAUGCAAGUAGAGAACAACCAUACUGGCCAGGAUGGACAUGCAGGGGUCUAUGAUCAAAACAAGGAUGAUAGGUAG